Molecule: messenger RNA, 1407 nt
Organism: Triticum turgidum subsp. durum (durum wheat)
Lineage: Eukaryota; Viridiplantae; Streptophyta; Magnoliopsida; Poales; Poaceae
Source: the annotation of a GenBank genome assembly
AUGCAGCCCGCCGCCUCCCAUGUGACCUCCACCCUCCGCCGCCGCCUCCUCUCCGCCUCCCGCCGGCCUCCCUGCCUCGCCCCUCCGACCUCCCCGACCGUCUACUGCGGAGCCGUGACGGAGGAGAGGCACCCAUGGAGCUCGCCGGCGACGACCUCGAGCUGCUCCCCCACCGCCCCGCCGCCGGCUGCUGCUCCCGCCCCCCGCCCCCUCUCCGCUCCCGUCGCCGGGAAAUGGCCGCACCGCCAGCUCCACCGCCUCAACGUCCCCGACCACCAGGUUGAUGCUAUGAGGGUAGGACUCCGAAGUCUGACCAGCACUUCCGCUUCAACCAGAGUCACCUACGGCCAUAGGUGCUCCAAUGCAUAUUCGACUUGUUGCGCCACAAAGCCAGAAGUGCUACCAGUGGAAACACGGGCAUCGGAUAUGCUUGUCGAUUCAUUCGGGAGGUUUCACAAUUACUUGAGGAUCUCCUUGACUGAGCGUUGUAACCUGAGAUGUCAGUACUGCAUGCCUGCCGAGGGAGUCGAGCUCACGCCAAAGUCAGAGCUUCUGUCACAUGACGAGAUAAUCCGAAUUGCCAAUCUUUUUGUUACUUCUGGUGUGGACAAGAUCAGGUUAACUGGUGGAGAACCAACCGUUAGAAAAGACCUUGAAGAUAUUUGCUUGCAUCUUUCUGGCCUCAAGGGGCUGAAAACUAUUGCGAUGACCACAAAUGGCAUCGUUCUUUCCAAGAAGCUCCCGAGACUGAAAGAAUGUGGUCUUAACGCUUUAAAUAUUAGCUUGGACACAUUGAUUCCUGCAAAGUUCGAAUUCAUGACGAGGCGGAAAGGGCACUCAAAGGUCAUGGAAUCAAUAGAUACUGCCAUACAACUUGGAUAUGACCCCGUCAAGAUUAACUGUGUUAUCAUGCGUGGAACGAAUGAUGAUGAAAUCUGCGAUUUUGUUGAAUUGACUAGACACAAACCUAUUAAUGUUCGAUUUAUUGAGUUUAUGCCAUUUGAUGGUAAUGUUUGGAAUGUCAAGAAGCUGGUCCCUUAUGCAGAGAUACUGGAUAAAGUGCGUCAACGUUUCAAAGGUGUAGAGAGACUUCAAGAUCAUCCUUCAGACACCGCAAAGAAUUUCAAGAUUGAUGGGCAUGUUGGAACAAUUUCAUUUAUUACAUCAAUGACAGAGCAUUUUUGUGCUGGUUGCAAUAGAUUGCGAUUAUUGGCUGAUGGCAACUUUAAAGUGUGCUUAUUUGGCCCCUCAGAGGUGAGCUUGAGAGAGCCUAUUCAUUCUGGUAUUGAUGAUGCUGGACUGAAGGAAAUAAUUAGUGCUGCGGUUAAAAGGAAAAAAGCUAAACAUGCCGGGAUGUUUGAUAUUGCGAAGACAGCAAAUAGACCUAUGAUACAUAUCGGUGGCUGA